Alligator mississippiensis (American alligator) is the source of this 4563-nucleotide messenger RNA. RefSeq names its product mitogen-activated protein kinase kinase kinase 11 (gene MAP3K11). Lineage: Eukaryota; Metazoa; Chordata; Crocodylia; Alligatoridae. Gene Ontology annotation, molecular function: JUN kinase kinase kinase activity; ATP binding. Gene Ontology annotation, cellular component: centrosome. The transcript has 10 exons. Gene Ontology annotation, biological process: protein phosphorylation; positive regulation of apoptotic process; microtubule-based process. The record is from RefSeq and is a predicted model, not a curated record. The coding region runs from base 902 to 3493 and encodes 863 amino acids.
GCCCGGGCAGGCGGGGGCUAGCUGCGGGGGACCCCCGCACCCCCCACCCCACUGGGAGAGACCCCGGGCUCCCGCCCUCAGCCCGCGGCCCUAGCCCCGCGGAGGGAGCCCAGCGUCCGACCCCCCCCGCCCCCCGGAGCCGGGGAGGGAGCCCAGCGUCCGGGCGCCCUCCCCCCUCCCUCCCCCGCCCCCCGCAGUUCCUGUUCCUUUGUCCGGUAACAAUGUUGCGGCUCCGCCUUCCGGCCGGGCCGGGGCCAGGCUCCACCCCGGGCCCGGAGCCGAGACGCGGCGGGCGCGGGCGCACGGCGGCCCCGGGGCUGGGGCUGGUGGGAGCCGGGGGGUAAGAGCCAGGCUCCAGGGGGUAGGAGCCCGGGCGGGGGGCAACAGGCAGGAAAGGGGCAGACCCUGGCCCUGCCGGGGGUGCGACGCCAGGCAGGCCCGAUCCUGCCCCGCGGGGGGGUAGGAGGCAGGAAGAGGGCAGGUAUUCCCCCCCAAGGGGGGGCAGUAGAUCAGGGAGGCCCCGAUCCUGCUUCGCUGGGGGGUCGGAGGCAGGAAGAGGGCAGAAGUUUUCCCCUUGGGCCGGGGUAAGAGACAGGAGGAGGCAAAAACUUGCCCUUUAAGUGAGUAAGAGGUAAGGGAGGCCCUGAUCCUGCCCCACGGCGGGUGGGCGGGGGGUUAAGAGGCAGGAAGAGGGCAGAAGUUUUCCCCCUGGAGGGGGGUAAGAGACAGGCAGGGGCGUAAUCCUACCCCUCAGAGGGGUAGUAGUUCGGGGGCCCCUGAUCCUACCCCCCCAGAGGGGCUACGGGCCAGGAAGGACCCUCAAGGGGGGCACAGCCUGGCGAAGCCCAUGGGCCAGUUGCCCCCCGUGCCUUGACCCCCCCCCCGGCCGUGGCGAUGCCCCAUGGAGCUGCCCUGGGGCCGGCCGGAGGAGGGGGCCGGGGCCCCGGGUGAGGCGCUGCCGGCGCUGGUGGACUUCGGGGAGCUGCGGCUGGAGGAGGUGAUCGGGGCGGGCGGCUUCGGGCAGGUGUACCGGGGCGCCUGGCGCGGGCAGCGCGUGGCGGUGAAGGCGGCGCGGCGGGACGCGGACGGCGAGCCGGGCGCGGCGGCCGAGAGCGUGCGGCAGGAGGCGCGGCUCUUCGCCCGCCUGCGCCACCCCAACAUCAUCAGGCUGCAGGCCGUGUGCCUCCAGGAGCCGCACCUCUGCCUGGUGCUGGACUUCGCCGCCGGCGGCCCCCUCAGCCGCGCGCUGGCCGGGCGCCGCUUCCCGCCCGCCGUGCUGGUGGACUGGGCCCUGCAGAUCGCCCGCGGCAUGCGCUACCUGCACGCCGUGCCCGUCAUCCACCGCGACCUCAAGUCCAACAACGUGCUGCUGGCGGAGCCCGUGGACCCAGAGGCACCGGGCGGGAACACGCUGAAGAUCACGGACUUCGGGCUGGCGCGGGAGUGGAACCGCACCACCAAGAUGAGCGCGGCCGGCACCUACGCCUGGAUGGCACCCGAGGUCAUCAAGUCCUCCACCUUCUCCCGCGGCAGCGACGUCUGGAGCUACGGGGUGCUGCUGUGGGAGCUGCUGACGGGCGAGGUGCCCUAUCGCGGUAUCGAUGGCCUGGCCGUGGCCUACGGCGUCGCCGUCAACAAGCUGACACUGCCGAUCCCAUCCACCUGCCCCGAGCCCUUUGCCCAGCUCAUGGCUGAGUGCUGGGACCAGGACCCCCACGAGCGGCCGAGCUUCGGAGCGGUGCUGAGCCAGCUGGAGGCGCUGGAGCAGCAGGGCCUGGCUGAGCUGCCGCCGGGCUCCUUCCACUCACUGCAGGACGACUGGCAGCUGGAGAUCCAGGCCAUGUUUGACCAGCUGCGCGCCCGUGAGAAGGAGCUGCUGAGCCGGGAGGAGGAGCUGGCGCGGGCAGCGGUGGAGCAGAAAUGCCAGGAGGAGGCGCUGCGGCAGCGCGAGCACCAGUUGGCCCAGUGGGAGCUGGAGGUCUUCGAGCGAGAGCUGAGCCUGCUGCUGCAGCAGGCCGCCCGUCAGCCCCCCCUGCUCAAGCGCCGCCGCGGCACCUUCCGGCGCGCCAAGAGCAAGGGCCGGGAUGGCGGUGACCGCAUCAGCAUGCCCCUUGACUUCAAGCACCGCAUCACCGUCCAGGCGUCUCCUGGGCUGGACCGGCGCAACGUGGCUGAGGGAGGGGCCGGGGGGUCCCCCACCUUCCCCCGCUUCCGGGCCAUCCAACUGGAGCCCGUGGAGAGCACCCCCAGCUGGGCCCGGCCGGCGCCGCGUCGGGGGGACGAGCCUGGGACUGGGGAGCGACGCCCCAAGGCUUGGGGCCCUGGGUCCCCCACGCAGAAUGGCAGGCGGAAGUCACGGCUGGACGAUACAACGUGGUACCUGGAGUCUGAGGAGCCCCCCACGGGGGAGGGGACCCUAAAUGGUGAUGCCAGUGGGACCCAGGAGUCAGAGCGGGGGCUGAUCCAGCGGGCGCUGCUACGGGGCACGGCCCUUCUGGCCUCCCUGGGGCUGGGCCGGGACCUGCCUGCCCCCGCGCCCCCCCGGGAGGAGCGGGGCCCCCCACCCAGCCCCCCCCAUGCCCCCACUCCUCCACCUUCCCCUGAGCUCAUCCACUUCACCCCCCCACACAGCCCCGUGGAGCUAGGGGGGACCGGGGAGGGGGGUCCCCGGACUCCGGGGUCCCCCGAGCCCGGGCAGGAAGGGGCUGCCCGGAUGCCUGGGUUCUCGGAGCUGAGCCUGGAGGGGGCCGCCCGGACGCCUGGGUCCCGGGAGCCGAGGCCAAAGGGGGCCGCCUGGACGCGUGGGUCCCAGGAGCCCAGCCAUAGAGGAGCCGCCCAAACGCCUGACUCCCCAGAGCUGAGCGUGAAGGGGCUCGCCCGGACGCCUGGGUCCCCGGAGCCCAGCCAUAAGGGAGCCGCCUGGAUGCCUGGGUCCCCAGAGCUGACUGUGAAGGGAGCCGCCCGGACGCCUGGGUCCCCAGAGCCUGGCCCUAGAGGAGCUGCCCGGACGCCUGGGUCCACGGAGCCCCUAAGCGACCCGGCCCCUCGGGGCGACCGGGGGGCGCUGGCCCCACUGUGGGUGCAGCGCUCCCCCAAGAGCCCGCGGCCGGCGGAGAAGUGGGGUGGUGCCCUGCCCUCACCCUCGUCCCCCCGCAGCCCCCACUCCCCCCGGCCCUGCCCCCGCACCGGCCCCCUGGCCCGCCCUCGCCCCUCCCCCGUGCGCAGCCGCAUCGACCCCUGGAGCUUCGUGUCGGCCGGGCCCCGUGCGUCCCCCGCCCCGUCCCCCCAGCCCCCGCCCCGGCGCCUGGCGCCCCCCGACCCCGCCAACCCCUUCGACACCUCCGACCCCUUCGACCCCUUUGCCCCCGAGCCUGGGGGGCUCAGCCCCUUCCCCUCACCCCCGCCCCGCCGGCCCCCCACCCGCCCCGACCCAGCCGGAGGCCCCCAACCCCAGCCCUGGUGGGUGACGGACGAGGGCAGGGCCUGGAAGUGAGGCACAAGGGGGAGACAAGAAGUCCCACCCCAGCCCUGCAUGGACAGGAAGUCCCGCCUUCUUCUGGAUCUUGAGCCCUGGAAGGUCUGCGAUGGCAAGAGGAGCCAGACAGGAAGUCCAACCCCUCUGGGGGAAGAAGUCCCAACUUCCACUGGACCUUGCGCACACAAAGUCCUGAGCCCAACAGGGCCCAGGCAGGAAGUCCCGCCUUUCUGCUGGUUGGCGGCACAGGAAGCCUUGCCAAAGACUGAACUGGAGGCAGGAGCAAUACAGGAAGUCCCGCCUGUGCUCCACCAGCUUGGGAUACUUCACACGGGAAGUACCUUGCACUUCUGCCUGGCAAAACAGGAAGUCCCACCCUCUUUGGACACGAUACAGGAAGUUGCACCUGUCUUCCCUCCCUCAGGACACUUCAUGCAAAACAGGAAAUCCCAUCCUUGAAGGAUUGCUGUGCAGGAAGUCCUCCCCCUUCCUGCACUGGGCACAGGAAGUCCUGGAGCUAACAGAAGCAAACCAGGAAGUUCCGCCCUCUUUGGACACUGGAUACAGGAAGUCCUACCCUCUCUGGCUUUAGGGGCACAGGAAGUCCUGCCUCUUGCAGAUUGCAGCCAAUGGGGGGGAGGCUUUGUCUAUACACUGGAAGGGGAGGGGCCCCCAGGUGCACUGGGGGUGAUGGGGCCAAAAUGAUGCACUGCGGGGGGCUGAUCCCGCCAGGCUGCCCCGGCCCUGCAGCAGCACAGGGCACGGGUAGGGCUGGGGGUGCAGCUCGGGGGGGCGGGGCUUUGGUUCUGUAGAUACUAAAGGUGUGUCCCCCCCCCCCCGGGGUGGAGCCCAGGUGUCCGGGACCAGUCGUGCCCCCAGCUCUCAGGAAUCUCCCCCCCCCCCCCAACGUGCGAGCGCACGUGCGUGUCUGUGACGUGAGCUACUGAUUUCUCCUCGACCCCAAUUCACUGUGAGGGCACUGGCAUACGGGGGGGGGGCGCCUUGUGAGUUCAGUUUUUGGGGGGGCAGGACGGCUGCUGUGACACUUAUGGACCAAGACCAAAUAAACUCAGCUGCCUCCAAACCUC